This is a messenger RNA of Camellia sinensis, 1692 nucleotides long. Its product is annotated as protein CANDIDATE G-PROTEIN COUPLED RECEPTOR 7. The record is from RefSeq and is a predicted model, not a curated record. Gene Ontology annotation, biological process: transport. Gene Ontology annotation, cellular component: Golgi apparatus; membrane. NCBI's taxonomy places the organism in Eukaryota, Viridiplantae, Streptophyta, Magnoliopsida, Ericales, Theaceae.
GUUUAACCAACCAAAACUCAGAUCUCUCUCUCUCUCUCUCUCUCUCGUCUCCAGAUUCUACCCCAUCUCCCUCCUCCACCGCCACCACCAAAAAUGGCGAUCGCGGCGGUCAUAGCCGCCGUCAUCCUCUCUCUCCUCCUCUCCCCCACUACGGCCGAGAUCAAAAACCUAAAAAUCACCGCCGACGCCCGGUUCAUGAUCCUCUUGGAGAAGUUCGGAUUCACUCACACCGGUCACGCCUCCAUCGCCGUCGCCGGCGUCUCCGUCACCUCCACCCUCGCCCCCCCCGAUCCCUCCCGCCUCGGCUUCUUCCUCCUCUCCGAAGAAUCCCUCAUCCAAGUCCUGCCCGAGCUCCAACAAAACCCUAAUUUCUGCGUCCUCGAUUCCAAACACAUCACCUCCCUCUUCACCUUCCGCGAGCUCUCUCCACCUCCCCACUCCUCCUACAACAACUCCUACACCGUCACUUCCCCCAAUGAGUACAUUCUCUUCUUCUCCAAUUGCGCUCCCGAGAGCCAAGUCUCCAUGAAUGUCCACACCGAGCUCUACAAUCUCGACUAUGGCGUCAAGGACUUUCUCUCCGCUGGCCUCACUCACCUCCCAACCCUCUUUUUCCUCUUCUCCAUUACGUAUUUCGCCUUCCUAGGGUUUUGGAUUCACAUUUGUUAUAAAAACAAGCGAUCUGUUCAUCGGAUCCAUCUUUUGAUGUCUGUAUUGAUUUUGAUGAAGGCUUUGAAUCUGAUCUGUGCCGCGGAGGACAAGCAUUACGUCAAAGUCACCGGUACGCCUCACGGUUGGGAUGUCUUGUUCUAUAUCUUCCAGUUCAUUAGGGUUGUCUUGUUGUUUACUGUGAUUGUUUUGAUUGGGACUGGUUGGUCGUUUUUGAAACCCUUUUUGCAAGAGAAGGAGAAGAAGGUGUUGAUGAUUGUGAUUCCCCUUCAGGUUUUGGCUAAUGUGGCCUCGAUUGUGAUUGGUGAGACUGGGCCUUUUAUUAAAGAUUGGGUUACUUGGAAUCAGGUGUUUUUGUUCGUUGAUAUUGUGUGUUGUUGUGCUAUUAUUUUCCCGAUUGUGUGGUCGAUUAGGUCGCUGAGGGAAACUUCCAAGACCGAUGGGAAGGCUGCGAGGAACUUGGCAAAGUUGACUCUUUUUAGGCAGUUCUAUAUUGUGGUGAUUGGGUAUUUGUAUUUCACGAGGAUUGUUGUGUUUGCCCUCAAGACAAUUGCGGCUUAUAAGUACCUGUGGGUGAGUAAUGCUGCUGAGGAGAUCGCAAGUCUUGCGUUUUAUAUGGUGAUGUUUUAUAUGUUCAGGCCAGUUGAGGAGAAUGAGUACUUUGUUCUUGAUGAGGAGGAAGAAGAGGCAGCAGAGAUGGCGCUUCGGGAGGAAGAGUUUGAGCUUUGAAAGAGCAGAUUUGUUGAUCCUCUUCGUCCAUUUUGCUGCUCUUGGUGUUGCAUACUGUGAGUUGUUUAGUGAAUUACAAGUAGAUUUUCGGUUAAUGCGGCUUUACCCUUUUGUUUUUCUUGUCAUAAGACCGUAAGAUAUUCAAAAUAUAUCGAAUAGUUUUUUAUGUUUUUCUGUAUUUUACUGAUGGAACUUUGAUGUCAUUUUCUUGCUGAUGAUUGUACUUCUAAAACGUUACCUCACACAUUGUUAUUUCUGUCAAUUGUGGCUUUCCCUUAUUCAUUUUCUUCUUUC